This is a messenger RNA of Penicillium olsonii, 759 nucleotides long. NCBI's taxonomy places the organism in Eukaryota, Fungi, Ascomycota, Eurotiomycetes, Eurotiales, Aspergillaceae. The record is from the annotation of a GenBank genome assembly.
AUGCAAAUCAGACCCCUAUCACUACUAGGGCUGCUGCUCCCAAUUAUUUCAGUGCAAGCGAACGUGGAAAAGACCAUCUUCCUCGCACCACCAGCAUCAACCAUUCCCUCCAAGGAGCCAUCCCUCGACGACCUCGGCGUCGAAAGACUCUCACCCCAAAACUCCGUAGUACGCACGAGACUCAAUGCCUCAUUCCCAACAACCGCAGCAUCCCAGGGUUCAGACUCGUGGUUCUUCCUCGAAAACCUGAACCCGGGACAGCGGUACGAAGUGCGAGUCUGCUGGCUUUCAAUCCAACCGACAUCAUUCACUCUCACCACGUAUCCUCUUUCCCAAACGAUUGAGGAUACAGCCCUGUUGUCUUCACUCAGUGUCUACACGGCCGCUCGUCUGGCCACGAUAGACAGCCAGCUUCAGGAGGACGCGAUUCCGCGUCGAGCUGGCUCGCCUAGAGAGAUGAAAUCGCUUGACACGGCACCAUCGAGCGAUUCGGUGCUUUUCCUACGCGUUCACGCUGCGGCGGAUUAUUUCAGCACUAACAAGACUCUGAUGCGGGAAGUUCCGCCUGUAGCGGUGGAUCUGAUUCUCGAUCCUUUCUUAUUCAAUGUUUUCCCGCGCUCCUUGGUGCCGACUGCGGGGUGGAUUCUCGUUGUUACUGUUCUUUCAGUGGUGCUUGGAAGGUGGAUUGUGGGCGAGGUGGGGAGGGUGAUUGAUGAUGCUAGGCGGCAGCGGAGCUUGGAGGAGAUGAAGAACAAAUAA